AUGGCAGGGCAGUGGCAGGAAAUUCUGGCCCGGGAGCACUGGGAGCAUGACGAUAACGUCCAGUUGCAAGGAGAGAUUCGUCGCAUCGCACAGCUGCAGUACAACACGGAGCAGAUUCUUGGGGAACAGGAGGGAUUUACGAGGAUUGUGCAGCUGAUCGACGACCUCGUUCACCGGCAGGAGGUGGAUGGCAGAUGCUGUCUAUGCUUUCAGAAACUGAAGCUUGAAGGUGUCUUGCGUGCACUGAAUCUGGAUGAAUACACGCAGAAGAUGCUGUUGGACAGUGUCCACGAAGGCCUUCAUGCAGAUGUCGAGCGCGACUGCGAGCGCAGAAACGUCUCGGUCUAUCUUCCAGACGGGCAGACUUUGCAACUUCUGCUUCCACACGACAUGACGCCACUCCGAGUCCAGGAGCUGGUUGCUCAGAGCCUGCGCUUCGAGACCAGCCAAAUCCGCCUUGUGGACUCCGUGCGGCCUUCGCCUGCCGGCCUUGGCCUCCAAGUUGAAGUCCGAGCAAAAGUUCGAAACGAGACCAUGGACUGGGCCAUGGAAAUGACCUCCUGGCCCCCUCAUCGACUGAAGGAACAGUUGAUUAUCUUCGUCCAGGAGAACCUUGAUAUGCGGCCUUUACCAACGACACCGGACAAAACGUGGGGGAGCUCUGGGGCCCUUGCAAAGAUCGUGCAUGAAAUGAGCGACCUCCUGAAGCAGCCCCUGGCCACGCGUGGAGCUGGACCUGCAUCAGACGACAAAGUCGGGGAGCUGUACCAAGACCUGCUGAACAUACUGAGAGAGCGCUUCAAGAAAUGGCCAGACACCACGCCAGAGGAGCUCCUGGAGGAACUGCAGUGA
Molecule: messenger RNA, 852 nt
Organism: Symbiodinium sp. CCMP2592
Lineage: Eukaryota; Dinophyceae; Suessiales; Symbiodiniaceae
Source: the annotation of a GenBank genome assembly